AUGAUUCAGCUAUUAGCAAAUGAGGUAAAAACUUCCAUCAUUGCAACGAUCAAAGAAGCGAAGUACUUUUCAGUUAUACUUGAUUGCACUCCAGAUGCAAGUCAUGAGGAACAAAUGUCUCUUGUUGUCCGUUGUGUUGAUAUUACAGCAAGUCCGAUUGUGGUAAGAGAAUUCUUUUUGGAAUUUUUAAAGGUGGAUGAUACAUCGGGGCUUGGACUGUUUAAUGAGCUUGUAAAUGCACUGAACACUCUUACACUUGAUAUUGGUGAUAUACGAGGACAGGGAUAUGACAAUGGCUCUAAUAUGAGAGGAAAACAUAAGGGUGUGCAGAAGAGACUUCUUGAGACCGAAGACAUGCAUAUUGAUAUUGCUAUUGAAGAAUUGGAAAAGCUUAUUUCAUUUAUGCAGAACUAUAGAGAAACUGGAUUUGAUGAGACCUUGACCAUAGCUAAAAAAAUUGCAAGUGAGAUGAAAAUUGAAGCCAUAUUCCGUGAAAAGAGAACGAUUAGAAAAAAGAAGCAUUUUGAUGAAAGCGACAAUGAAGAAGAGGUGACACAAUCAGCUUUGGAAUCAUUUAAGGUUGGUUACUUUUAUUAUAUAAUUGAUCAAGCUCUUUCUUCACUUCAAAGUAGGUUUGAACAAUUUAAGAAAUAUGAAGAAGACUUUGGAUUUUUAUUUAAGUUGGAGAAGUUGAAGUCUAUAGAUAAUAAAAGUUUGAUGAACUAUUGUAUGAAUCUUGAAGAUUUAUUGAAGGAUGGUGAUGCUUUUGACAUUAAUGGAAGUGACCUAUUUUCUGAGUUGCGGUACUUGAAAGGAGCAAUACCAAAAGAAACAAAAAGGGCAGUUGGAGUAUUGAACUACUUGAAGCAAAUGGAUGGUUGUUACCCAAAUGCUUGGAUUGCUUACAGAAUUUUGUUAACCAUACCUGUUACUGUUGCCUCUGCCGAGAGAAGCUUUUCAAAAUUGAAGUUGAUCAAAUCUUAUCUUCGAUCAACUAUGUCACAGGAAAGACUGAAUGGUUUAGCAAUGUUAUCGAUUGAAAAAGAUUUAGUUGAAAAACUUGAAUAUUCAAGCUUAGUUGAAACUUUUGCGGCUAAGAAUGCAAGAAGGGUAAUUUUUCAGUAA
Messenger RNA from Rosa chinensis, 1125 nucleotides. RefSeq names its product zinc finger MYM-type protein 1-like. Bases 1 to 1125 code for a protein of 374 amino acids. Gene Ontology annotation, molecular function: protein dimerization activity. The transcript has 2 exons. NCBI's taxonomy places the organism in Eukaryota, Viridiplantae, Streptophyta, Magnoliopsida, Rosales, Rosaceae. The record is from RefSeq and is a predicted model, not a curated record.